CCACAUGUUUAACGUACGCUCUAUGUAUGUCACUGUACACAUAAACCAAACUCUCUUGUCUUCUCUUUUCUUACCUUUUAAAGGAUCUAUAACCAACGUAAUCUUUUAAUGGAUUCUCUUCUUCUUUUCUCUCCAUUAUAUUUCUCAGUUCACCUCAUCAGAAUUUCUUCACUUUCCGGCAAUCAUUUUCUUGAUUUUCAGACCCGUCAAUAAAUCUCCGACCAUAUAUUCAACCGGAAGUAAAAUAAAAGGGGUAUUUAGGUAGCUAAAUUAAAGAAGGCAGGAAAUGGGGCAUUUUUCUUCCAUGUUUAAUGGAUUAGCAAGGUCUUUUUCGUUGAAGAAAAGAAGGAAUAGCUCUGAUAAUGGGAAGUACAAUGCUAGAGAGGCUGUUGAAGCUAUGGCUAAAGAAGCCAAGAAAAAUGACUUGAUAUUAAGGUCCCCAGGGACUGUAAACGUUGAUGGCUCUAAGAAUUUUGCUUCAUUAUUCUCCAGAAGAGGUGAAAAAGGAGUUAAUCAAGAUUGCUUCAUUGUUUGGGAGGAAUUUGGAUGCCAAGAAGAUAUGAUAUUUUGUGGUAUAUUUGAUGGGCAUGGACCUUGGGGUCAUUUUGUGUCAAAGAAGGUUAGAGAAUCGAUGGUGUCAUCGUUGCUUUGCAAUUGGCAGGAGAGUCUUGCUGAGGCUUCAAGUGAUCCAGAUUUGGAUUUAGAUUCUGAUAAAAAGCUUCAAAGAUUUAACAUAUGGAAGGACUCAUUCCUGAAGACAUGUGCAGCUGUAGAUCAGGAGCUGGAAAAUCAUCCUAAAAUUGAUGCAUUUUACAGUGGAACCACUGCUUUGACAAUAGUCAGACAGGGUGAGGUUAUUUUUAUAGCAAAUGUUGGCGACUCACGUGCUGUAUUGGCUACCACUUGUGAUGAUGGCAACUUAGUACCAGUUCAGCUCACUGUUGAUUUCAAGCCUAAUCUACCUCAGGAAACUGAGAGAAUAGAGCAGUGUAAUGGUAGAGUAUUUUGCUUAGAUGAUGAAUCUGGGGUGCACCGAUUAUGGUUGCCCGAUGAAGAAUCCCCCGGAUUGGCGAUGUCUAGAGCCUUCGGGGACUAUUGCGUGAAAGAUUUUGGUCUAAUUUCAGUUCCUGAUGUGACUCAGAGGCAUAUCACAACUAAAGACCAAUUUGUUGUGCUGGCAACGGAUGGGGUGUGGGAUGUUGUUUCCAACCAAGAGGCUGUAGAAAUUGUAUCCGCAACUCCAGAUAGGGCAAAAGCGGCCAAGCGCCUGGUUCAAUGUGCUGUUCGUGGUUGGAAACGCAAGAGGAGGGGGAUAGCAGUAGAUGAUAUUUCAGCAAUUGUACUCUUCUUUCAUUCCAAUCAUUUCUGUCAGCAUAUUUACCCUGUAACUACACCAAAAUAACAUUUGAUAGAAAAGGGAAGUUUCUAUCUC
This is a messenger RNA of Lycium ferocissimum, 1432 nucleotides long. Its product is annotated as probable protein phosphatase 2C 34. Lineage: Eukaryota; Viridiplantae; Streptophyta; Magnoliopsida; Solanales; Solanaceae. Bases 287 to 1402 code for a protein of 371 amino acids. The transcript has 6 exons. The record is from RefSeq and is a predicted model, not a curated record. Gene Ontology annotation, biological process: protein dephosphorylation. Gene Ontology annotation, molecular function: protein serine/threonine phosphatase activity.